GUGAGAGUUUGUUCGAUAAAAGCAGAAACAUUAUUUAUCGGUACCAACAUGUGAAGGUGCGCCAAAAAAUACUGACUUUUGAGAAUAAUUGCAAGGUUAUUAAUAUAAUAAAAUAUGGCCAACAAAACCUACAACGACCUUCUCUGCGAAACAUCGGAGCUAAUCGGUGAGGCCACUCAAGUUGACGAAGCGCUUUUCGAAUCCGGUGUAGCUGAAAGAUCAACGCUCCAACCGCUUCUGCUCGAACUAAGAGUUAGAUACACAAUAUUGCUUUCAAGGCUGGAUGCGGUAUACGACCAGAUUCUGCAGCCACAAAAGCGCCUAAUUGUGAACAGGCUACUGGAGUCAUGCUUAGGAAGGCUGAUAGAAAUAAAGCAUGAUCUUGUGGAGUUGCAUCUCAGUGAUUUUACUUUUGAUGACGACGAGGCACUCAAAAAAUUGCAAGUGACGCCAUACGAAGCAGAACCGUGUAUUCCACAAUACUUCGUAAGAGAAAGAGAAGAAGAAAUAAAAAGCAGAAGAGGAUUUAUAGAAGAAACGCUAAGAAAGCUUGGACAUGAGCCAGAAAAGCAAAAACCUUUAGUACUAACCGAGCAGCAAGCGGUGCUAAUUAUACAAAGCCAUGAACGAGCCAGACAGGGAAGGCUAAGAGGACAAUUUAUGAAAGAGAUCCGUCUACUGAAAGAAAAAGGACGAGACCAAAAAGGAGAAAUGACGCCGGCUGCAGCAACAUCUAUUCAAAAAGUUUGGAGAGGAUUUAUAGCAAGACGGGAAACUAAAAGGAGAAAGAGAGCCGAGCAGCUACUGAUAGGAAUGGACCUUCCCACAUAUAUGGAGUCAAUGGAAAUCAAAAAAGCUGAAGAGGUUAAAGACUUCCGUCGUCAGCUACAAGUUCAAAGGGAGAAAGAGUAUCAAGAGGCCUUAGAGAAAAUUGAAGAGCAACUCCGUAUUCAAAACGGUGUAAAGAUUAAUGAACAAAUAGGAGACGAACUAAGGCGUUGGAUUAGGGAAUACUACGAUAGAACUGCAAGGUUCCCGGAAUUCCCUUCUGAAGAUGCUGGUGGUAGUAGAACUAUGUAUAGCCGACAAGGUACUGGUGUUGAUAGUGAUUUAAGCAAAUCAUCUCCUGUCUCGUCAAAAGAAUCGAAGAGAAGCAAAGAAAGCAAAGACAAGAAGAACAGCAAAGCAGAAGAGAGCAAGAAUAAAGACGAGGUUGAUGAUUUACAAAUGUACAAGUGUCGGAGCUCUGCCUUCCUGCAGGAAAUAACAAAUGCGAAUGAAGAAUUCGAAGAUAUCUGGAAGUUCAAAGAUGAUGCUGAUAAUCCUCACGAGCGAUACUAUAAAGACAUGAUAGAAAGAGAAAAGAUGGUGAAAAUAGAGCAUGAGAUACGAAAUGUUGUAGAUGAGAUGAUGAGAAGUGAAUUGGAACUAUUACAGGCAGCUUUUGAUAAAGAUAGAGCACACAAAGGAAAGAAAUCUAAGAAACCACAGAAAAAGGUACGGCGCGGAGGUAAGAAGAGUAAGAAGAAAAAAGAAAAAGACUUAACACCAGAUAGAACGACUGAAUCGCUUUUCGAAGAGUUAGUCAUGAAUGGUAUAAUAAAACCGUAUCCGAUAGUUAAAAUUGAUGAUUAUUUGGGAGAAAAGUGCUACGUUGGGGGCGAAUGGAGAAAUGAAGGAAAAGAAGCGACACCAUGUCUUGGAGAUAUAAGACAGCUGAUCAAAGAAUAUUGUAUACUACCAUUGGGUUCAGAACAAGUAAGGAGUCAGGCCCCGUUAGUACGAUCUGUUCUAUUAACUGGACCAGCAGGUAGUGGAAAGAAAUUUUUACUCAAAGCAAUUUGCAGUGAAGUUGGAGGAACACUUUUUGAUCUAACACCAGCCAAUAUAGUUGGGAAAUAUCCUGGUAAAUCAGGAUUGAUCAUGUUGAUCCAUUUAGUUAUGAAGGUGUCUAGACUGUUACAGCCAUCUGUUAUAUGGAUGGACGAAGCUGAGAAGCCGUUUGUAAAGAAAAUACCGAAAACUGAUAAGACUGAUCCGAAAAGACUGAAGAAAGAUUUGGUUAAAAUUAUAAAGGGGAUAUGUCCGGAAGAUAGAGUGUUAUUCAUUGGAACUUCUAGGACUCCAUGGGACGCUGAACAAAAAUUACUAUUCCAAUGUUACCAGAAAGUGAUACAGAUUCCCAGGGCUGACUACGGAAGCAUAUCUUUGAUGUGGAAAACAAAACUGCAUAGAGCUGGUGCACUAUCUCCCAGAUUAGAAGUUUCAUGUUUAUCUAGGAUUUCUGAUUCUUAUACUAUUGGUACACUUCUGUCAGUACUAGAUGAAGUUCUAACUACGAAGCGACGGCUACAACUCCGAGUACGUGCUUUAACGGCUCAAGAAAUUGCUGUACAAUUGAGUUUCAGAGAACCGGUCUAUGUCGAACAUGAUGCUCUAGCAGAGGCUUGGAUGUUUAAAACGCCUUUGGAAAGAAGAAAACAGAAAGCCCUGCAGAGACUCCAAGAACUGCAACAGGAGGCAGAAGCUGCUGCCAAGUAGACCACGAGAUCUUGUCAUAUAAGAGGCAGAAGAAAUAAAAGCUAUAUACAGAAGUA
Messenger RNA from Bombyx mandarina (wild silkworm), 2597 nucleotides. Its product is annotated as dynein regulatory complex subunit 11. Gene Ontology annotation, molecular function: ATP binding; protein binding; ATP hydrolysis activity. Lineage: Eukaryota; Metazoa; Arthropoda; Insecta; Lepidoptera; Bombycidae. The record is from RefSeq and is a predicted model, not a curated record.